AAUAUAAUUCGUCGGAUUAUAGAGAAAUUAUUUUUUGAAGUUUCGAGUUAACAAAAAAGAACCCAUUUUUGAACAGCUUAUACUGAAAAAUCUAAUAAAGAUACAAAGAUACGUCCAAGACAUGAAAUGUGCGUCUAUUCGUUAACUUUCAAAUAAGCGAUUCCAAAAAAUAACCUCAUUGUUUAUUCAAUGAAAAAAAAAUAGUUAAACAAACAAAAUAUUCAAAACUUUAGCCCACUUUUUAUUUUGUUGGGGUUGACUCAAUCUUGGCAAAGUUUCAAAGUGGAAAGAUUAAUAAUUUUGGAGCAGUGAAUUUUUAAACCACGAUCCCCACGCGUGUAGCGUAUCGCAGUGCGACUAGCUCGGACUUGUGCAGUUUUCUUUCAGUUCUGACUUCGAUUUGAGAAUUGGUCUAUUUUGUAAACUGAAAAUGUGGGAGCAAGUACUGUAAAAUGACCUAUGCAUCGCAGAAAUUGUUGAGAAACUUAACAUCUAUCGCGAUAACCUACUUAUUUUUAGGAUCAGCUUAUUUGGAAGCUAAGGAAAAGACGCACAUUUCAUGUCUUGGACAAAUUUUUGAAUAUUUAUUAGAUUUUUCAGUAAAAGUUGUUGAAAAAGGGUUCUUCUUCGUGAUCGCGGAACAUUAAAAAACCAUUUCUUGAAAAUUUCACGUAUCAUAUUGCAAUAAAAAAUUACGUAUCGAAUAUUUUUGAGUUCUUAACCAAAAAAAAAAAAAAAUUAUAUGGAAAAAAAAUUGGUGGCUGAUUUUGUGUGGAAUGUUGGGUUUAACGCUAAUGGGUUUCCAUGUAUACGUUUUAUAUUGCUAGACUGUUACAGUAUGUAUAAUUAUACUCCAUUUUGACCUAAAAAAAAAACUAGGAAAAAUUUACGAAUUGCCUUUUUUGUGUUGCAGUUAUGAAUUUGAUCAAUACUAAAUAAUAAGCGAAUUCAGUGUUAGAUUUGGCCAAUAGAGACAAUAAAUUGUAAGGAACGCUUAGUCCGUUCUGGAAAGAAUUUGGAGAAGCAUAUAACAUCAGAACUACAAUUGUCAUGGAAUCCUUCUUCAGAAUGCGUCGAUCAUCACACACUUGUCAGAGCAAUCAAGAACCUCUAAUUGUUGUUGAAGAGUCUGAGAAUUAUGAAAAGGAAGACGAGAUUAGUCACACGUCGUCUCCUCGAAAUAGUUUAGAUAUAGAGUCUCCGGAAAACCCAUAUUUGCUUUCACCAUGGCGAGAUCCUAGAGAAACGCGUAAGCAUUCCUUACCAACGCCACCUUGCACUAGUGGCAUAACUGCUAGUCAAGUGCGUCGUCUCUCUGAACGUGGAGGUGAAGGAUCAGGACCUUCACCUCGAGAGCAAGCCUUUUUAGCCACUCUGUACAGCGCACCUGCUCCACAACCUGGUGGACGAAGGCAUUCUAUUGUAACAAUCAGUAAGGUUCCACCAACCAUAUUCAAUCGUUCUCGAAGAGAAUCAAUUGCUGCUUUUCCUGCUGGGCUGAGGUCAGCAGCUGGUUCCCGCCGUGAAAGCAAAACUGGUCCACCGCUAUCGACAGAUCAUAGAGGUAGUAUACAUAAUUUACAGUUAGAUAUUAUGGAUGAUAUAGUGCAAGCUAGAAAAGCGCGUAUGAAGCUAUGGAAUACAAGCAAUGAAAAAGUAUGUGAAGUUCAAACACUGGAUGAAGCUGGUGCUGGUUCUAGUUCACCGAUGCGCUAUACGAAUAGACGCUAUUCGGACUUUGUGGGUACGUCAUUGCCGCCUAUACAGUCGUUCAGACGUGCUUCCGAGAUGCCUAUUACACCGUCAACCCCGCUAUCACCAGCAACAGCAUCAUCGAAAAAAUUUACUACAUCAACAAAAUCAACACAAAAAAUGGGAAUAGUCUGCACAAAUACUGAUUUAAUAUCUCUUCUGUCGUCCUUAGCUUCAUCUGCAACUGAGAUAAAUAGAUGUGGCGAAAAAGACUAUACAACCCCAAAAACUCCUCAAUCAUCAUCGUCGAUCAAGCCCACCUUUGAAUUCCCUCAAGAUCAACAAACAACCGAGAGCAAACUUAAGAAAAACCGCUCAAAUAGUUUUGAUAUGUCAUUGUAUUAUAAUAUUAAGCAAUUGGCAACCUGCUCGUCUACCAAUCUAGAUGAUGCUGGAAAAAUAUCAAUUGAACCAGGUUGGUUUACUAAAAGACAUCUACCUAUGGCUCGUCGAAAAUCGAUGAAAUCUUCCGGCUCAAAAGUUACGUUCGCGAAAGAAGCAAUAGAUAAAUUACGAGAAAAAUCUGAGGCAAAAAGUGGCGAAGUUAAGACCAAGACAAAAGAAUCAAAAUCUCCCUUGAGCAAGUUGAAAUGGGAUGGAAGAAGUGCCAUAGUAGAUGCUCGUAUGAUCGGUCAUGCAAUCGAGAGUUUUAUAACAGGUACUAGUUCUUCGAAAAAAUCAUCAACCAAUUCCAAAGACUCAUCAAUGAAGUCUUCAAACAAACAAACUUCUUCCAAUUGGUUUGGGAAGGCAGAUGAUGAUGAUUCUAAUGAUGCAUGUGAUUCUUCGCUUUGUUCGACGCUGAAAGAUCUUUUUGUGAAGUAAAAACUGAUGUCUAGGCAGGGAUCUAGCAAUAUAGAAUAUUACCGAAUUUCAUUACCAAAUACGAAAAGUAAUCAAAAUGCAUGUAAUUCAAACGAACCCACCUGAAAAAGUAGCCUUUAAGUAUUGUUCCAUCAUACAAAUGAAAUGGAAAAUAUCCUACUUAUAAUCUGUUUCAGCGCAAUUAGUCGCUGUUUGUUGUUGUGAUUAACAAGAGAUUGAAUAAAUAUACCUAAACCAA
Malaya genurostris is the source of this 2815-nucleotide messenger RNA. RefSeq lists its product as uncharacterized. Bases 1051 to 2577 code for a protein of 508 amino acids. The transcript is spliced from 3 exons. NCBI's taxonomy places the organism in Eukaryota, Metazoa, Arthropoda, Insecta, Diptera, Culicidae. The record is from RefSeq and is a predicted model, not a curated record.